This is a messenger RNA of Andrographis paniculata, 970 nucleotides long. RefSeq lists its product as uncharacterized. The record is from RefSeq and is a predicted model, not a curated record. The transcript has 6 exons. Gene Ontology annotation, molecular function: protein binding. Lineage: Eukaryota; Viridiplantae; Streptophyta; Magnoliopsida; Lamiales; Acanthaceae. The coding region runs from base 139 to 771 and encodes 210 amino acids.
AUUUUUCGGUUAUGUUCUUUCUCUUCUAUAAUUACAUCCGUAUCGGGAGAAAAUCGUUCAAUUCUCUGCUGAAAACCCUUGAUUAGCUGAUUCGAAUUGAAUUGGGGUUAGGGUUUGCCAUUGGUCAAUCGUCAUACCAUGUACGCCGAUCAAUUGGAGGCUCAAGCUAAUCGAUCCGUUAAGGACCGCCUCGACGGAGGUUCUGCCUUCACCUCCGCCCGCCGCAGACCUAUCUCCGGCAAGAGACAGAGAGAGGAUGAUGACAAAUGGCAACAUGAUUUGUUUGAAGACGAAGGACGACGGGUUUCAAAUUCUAGGGUUGGUGUAAGAGAUCUUCGUCUGAAGCUUCAAAGAAAGAGUAACGAGCAAAGCAUGAGGGGAUCUGUUACUGGAGGUGCAAGGGAUUUACGUGAGAAACUCUCAGGCACAUUGUAUUCACAACCUGUUGAGUCCAAACCUCCACCUCCAAGGCCAAGGUCUGCAGUUGAAGUCAACAAACCAACGAGGAAGAGUGUCAUAGCCCAAGCUCCAGCUCUAGAAGAAAAUGCCACGGGCUCAGUAUCAAAGGAAAGGGCUCAGCAGAAGGUUGAGUCUGUGGAUAAAUUCCUGCAUUCCUUGGGUCUCGAGAAAUAUUCAAUUACAUUUCAGGCUGAAGAAGUUGAUAUGACCGCCCUGAUUCACAUGAGUGAUGAAGAUCUUAAAGCUUUAGGAAUUCCAAUGGGUCCAAGAAAGAAGAUACUUUUGGCAUUGGAAUCAAAAUCAAAUGACUAAAUCCAGACAGGGGUUCGGCUUUUCGGAUCGUUUUUAAUAGUUUGAAAUCCUUGGAAUCGACAGGCUUGCCUUCUAUCUUAACAAUCCUUCCGGAUACUAUAUUUUGCCCGCAGUUUCAUGUUACAUUACCAAAUAUUUGCAUUGAAAAUAUGUAGAUGGUUUGUGUUUGUUUUAACUCAAUGGUUUUGAUUCACUGGCA